This is a messenger RNA of Abrus precatorius (Indian licorice), 1652 nucleotides long. RefSeq names its product cytochrome P450 71A1-like. Gene Ontology annotation, molecular function: heme binding; oxidoreductase activity, acting on paired donors, with incorporation or reduction of molecular oxygen; monooxygenase activity. The transcript is spliced from 2 exons. Lineage: Eukaryota; Viridiplantae; Streptophyta; Magnoliopsida; Fabales; Fabaceae. The record is from RefSeq and is a predicted model, not a curated record. The coding region runs from base 24 to 1598 and encodes 524 amino acids.
ACUAAGUGUGGUUAGAGGAAAAAAUGGCUUCUAAACAAUGGCCACAUGAGCAACUUGAACCAUCUUUCUUUUCUUUUACCUUUCACCGAUUUCUAUUAUGCUACCUUCUAAUUACUAUCAUUGUUGUGUUGAAGCUAGCAAGGGCCAAAAUCAAAGCCAAUCUCAAUCUACCUCCAUCCCCUCCAAAGCUACCAAUCAUUGGCAAUCUUCAUCAACUAGGCACAUUCCCAUACCACUCCUUCAGAGCCCUCUCACACAAGUAUGGUGCUCUUAUGAUGUUGAAGUUGGGGAAGACUCAAGCCAUUGUGGUUUCAUCUGCAGAUGUGGCCAAGGAAAUCGUGACAACUAAUGACAUAACAUUCUCAGACAGACACAAAAUCACAGCAGUGAAAACCAUGUUGUAUGGAGGUAAUGACAUUGGUUUUGGAUCCUAUGGAGAAAGGUGGAAACAAAAAAGAAAAAUAUGUGUCCUUGAGCUUUUGAACCACAAAAGGGUGCAAUCAUUUAGUCACAUCAAAGAAAAAGAGGUAGCACAAAUGGUUAACAAGAUACAUGAAGCAACCUUGAAUGGUGCACCCUCUGUGAAUCUAAGUGAGUUGCUCAUCGAAACAGCAAACAAUAUCAUAUGUAAAUGUGCUCUUGGACAGAAUCACAAUUUAGAAGACUGCUAUAUGAAGGUUAAAGAGAUUUCAAGAAAGAUGAUGAUUCUUCUUACAGUUAACACUUUGGGAGAUCACUUUCCUUUCUUGGGUUGGGUUGAUGUUCUCACAGGCAAAAUUAAACAAUUCAAGGCCACUUUUGGAGCAUUGGAUGCUUUAUUUGAUCAGGUGAUUGCUGAGCACAAGAGGAUGAAGAGGGAAACUGACAACCCCUCCACUGAGAAAGACUUUGUGGAUAUCCUCAUCCAAGUUCAGGAGGGUGGCAUGCCUGGCUUUGAGCUCACCAAUGAAGACAUUAAAUCAAUUCUAUUGGAUAUGUUUACAGCAGGAAGUGAUCCAACCGCAACAACAUUAGAAUGGGCUAUGGCAGAGCUCAUGAGAAACUCAUUGAAAUUAGAGAAAGCCCAAGAAGAGGUGAGAAAAUUUGUAGGGCAUAAAUCAAAAGUAGAAGAAAAUGAUAUAAACCAAAUGGACUACGUCAAAUGUGUGGUCAAAGAAACUUUAAGGUUGCAUCCACCAGCUCCAUUCUUGAUUCCUAGAGAGACAUCAUCUAAUGUGAAGCUUAGAGGGUAUGAUAUUCCAGCAAAAACAAUGGUAUAUGUGAAUGCAUGGGCAAUUCAAAGGGACCCUCAACUUUGGGAAAGGCCAGAAGAGUUCAUUCCAGAGAGAUAUGAUAGCAAUCAUGUUCCUUUCAAAGGCCAAGAUCUCCAUUUUAUUCCAUUUGGUUUUGGGAGAAGGGCAUGCCCUGGAAUGACAUUUGGGCUUGCUUCUCUUGAGUAUAUUCUAGUCAACCUUCUCUGUUGGUUCAAUUGGAAGCUGCCAGAAACUUAUACAUGUGGACAAGACAUAGACAUGAGUGAGACAUAUGGGCUCAUUACUUCCAAAAAAGUCCCUCUUCAUCUCAAACCAAUUCCUUUGUCAUCUCAAACCAAUUUCUAGUUUAUAACUUUAAAAUGAUUUACGUUAUGAGUUUCCUUCUACUUUUGUGUGAUG